Messenger RNA from Megalopta genalis, 3504 nucleotides. Its product is annotated as periodic tryptophan protein 2 homolog. The record is from RefSeq and is a predicted model, not a curated record. Gene Ontology annotation, cellular component: small-subunit processome; Pwp2p-containing subcomplex of 90S preribosome. Gene Ontology annotation, biological process: ribosomal small subunit assembly; maturation of SSU-rRNA from tricistronic rRNA transcript (SSU-rRNA, 5.8S rRNA, LSU-rRNA). Gene Ontology annotation, molecular function: protein binding. NCBI's taxonomy places the organism in Eukaryota, Metazoa, Arthropoda, Insecta, Hymenoptera, Halictidae.
CUUAGCUGGCUAAGCGGCUGCAGCAUGCUCGAUUUAAAUGUCAUGUUAAACGUGUUCAGUGGGAUUGGAAGAUAUUGUUGCAGAAGUUGUGUAUGAACAUACUAAGAAAUCAUGAGAUUCGCAUAUAAGUUUUCUAAUUUGUUGGGCACAGUCUAUCGCAAAGGAGAUUUAGUAUUUUCUCCGGAUGGAUCAAGUGUUAUUAGCCCUGUGGGAAAUCGGAUAACCAUAUAUGAUUUAAAGAAUAACAAGUCUAACACGUUGCCUGUGGAGAGCAGAUACAAUUACACAACUAUAGACUUAUCCCCUAAUGGAGCUUUACUACUCGCUGUUAACGAAGAGGGUGAUUUGCAUGUUAUUAGCAUGGUUAGUAAGAUUAUAAUACACACAUAUAAAUUUAAACGACGUGUUCGAUGCAUAAAGUUUUCUCCAGAUAGUAAACAUUUUGCUGCUUGUAAAGAAAACAAUGUAUUUAUUUUUAACGCACCUGGUCUGCAAACUGGAGAAUAUAAUCCGUUUGUUAUGGAACGUGUGUAUCACGGGGCUGCGGAUGAAACAACUUUUGUUCAUUGGUCUCACGAUUCAAAAAUGAUCGCUGUUGGUUCUAAAGAUAACUCUACUAAAAUAUAUAGCUUACAAAAAUACGCGAAUUUUAGGUACAUCAGUCUUGGUAGCCACUCUGAUGCUAUUGUAGCAUGUUUCUUUGAAAAGAAAGCCUAUGAUUUGACUACGAUUAGUAGAAAUGGCCAACUUUGUGUUUGGGAUUGUACAAUCAAUGCGAAUGAUUUGGUACCUUGGGAACCUCUUGUUAAAAGAAGACAAAGAGACAGCGAUGGAGAGGAUGAUGUAGAUCUCGACAAAGCUAUAGAGAGGACGGAGAAACAAGCCAAAGCUCGUGAACGCAAUUUACAACGUUCAGAAGAUUCCGCUGAAGUGGCUACUGACGCUAAAGUUAACUCGGAGAUCAAGAAGUUUCGCUACACAAAAGUGGCGCGUCAUUAUCUAGCUAACGAUGUUCAAAAGCAAAAAAACGAGAAGGUGACGCUUACUGCAGCUGCUUAUCACCAGGAGACUGGCAUUUUGGUAGUCGGCUUUAACAAUGGUUCAUUUUAUUUGUACGAGAUGCCCGAAGUUAAUAUGAUUCACUCUCUCAGUAUAUCGAAUCAGUGUAUCUCGUCAAUUGCAAUGAAUUCGACCGGAGACUGGAUAGCUCUGGGCUGUUCCACCGCUGGGCAAUUAUUAGUAUGGGAGUGGCAGAGUGAAACUUACGCCAUGAAGCAACAGGGUCACAGUAAUAACAUGAAUUUUCUGGCAUACAGUCCGGAUGGUCAAUAUAUUGUCACUGGUGGUGAUGAUGGGAAGGUGAAGUUGUGGAAUACGCUCAAUGGAUUCUGUUCUGUUACAUUUCACGAACACACUUCCUCCGUGACCAAUGUUUUAUUUAGUCAUAAUAGAAGGUUUAUUGUCUCAGCUUCGCUAGACGGAACAGUUAGAGCCUACGAUUUGGCGAGGUACAGGAAUUUUCGAACUCUUACCUCACCGCGACCAGUUCAAUUCUCCUGCGUUGCGUUAGACUCAAGCGACCAGUUUAUUGCUGCAGGAGGCCAGGAUUUUUUUGAGAUUUAUCUAUGGAGCGUUAAACUGGGCACACUUUUGGAGAUAAUGAGCGGGCAUGAAGGUCCAGUAGUCAGCCUAGCAUUUAAUCCAAAUCCUGCCAGCACAGAAAUGGCGUCUGUGUCCUGGGACAAAACGUUGAAGAUAUGGAACGCGAUUGAAACUGGAUCUUCUCAUGAAACAAUAAAGUUAACAGCAGAUGGUUUGUACGUUACUUACAAACCAAAUGGCGAAGAAGUAGCAGUUGCUACUUUGGAUGGUCAGAUUUCGUUUUUCAAUUGUAAAACAGCGGUGCAGAUUGGUAGUAUCGAAGGGAAAAAUGAUUUGGGAAGUGGGAGAUCUGAAAUCGACCUUAUUACGGCGAAGAAGAACCUGCAGGGGAAAGCUUUUAAUACUUUAUGUUAUUCUGCCGAUGGGACGUGUAUACUGGCUGGUGGAUUGUCUAAGAACAUAUGUAUCUAUAAUGUUCAAGAGUACAUGCUCAUUAAAAAAUUCGUUAUAACUCAAAACAGGUCUUUUGACGCAGUUGAUGAUAUUAUAAACAGAAGAAAGUUGACAGAAUUUGGUAAUCUAGCAUUAGUAGAAGAACGUGAAGAAAAUGAAGGUGGAAAUGUAACCUUGCGAUUGCCAGGAGUGAAGAGCGGCGACAUGGCAAGCAGGAACAUGAAACCGGAAGUCAGAGUGUAUAGUUUACAGUUUUCUCCAACAGGGCAAGCAUGGGCUGCGGCUACUACUGAAGGUCUCCUGAUAUAUUCUUUAGAUGUUGGCAUGGUGUUCGAUCCAUUCGAAUUAGAAUUGGGAAUCACUCCGGAGACUGUGAAAAUGACUUUGAACGAAAAAGAGUACACUAAAGCACUGUUGAUGGCUAUAAGAUUGAAUGAAAAGCUGUUAAUAAAACGAGUCUUGGAAAACAUUCCGUCUGUAAACAUUGAUUUAACUGUUGCUGCACUGCCUGACAUUUACGUAGAGAAAGUAUUAAAGUUCGUGGCGGCGGAAUUAGAAUCAUCGAAGCAUAUACACUUUUAUCUCCUCUGGGUAGAAUCCAUACUAACCACUCAUGGUCCCAGAAUAAACACAACCCUCCAAAUGCCGAUCUUACUGAUGCUACAGAAGAACAUGCAAAAGAAAUACGAUGAACUGAGUAAAAUGUGCGAUUUCAAUCACUAUACGAUAAGUUAUUUAAUGGAGUUGGGAAAACACAAAGCUGAAAGAUCGAUUUCCAAUAAUGAGAAAGCACAAUCAGAAGAUUCUUCAUCUGAUUUUGAUGAAUCAGUCGAAUUAAUGGAAAUUGACUAGAUGAUAAGUAUGAUCACAUUGCUUCACAUGUACAAAGUAAUAUAGGUCUCUUGAUAUAAAUAUACUUAAUUUCAUACAGAUUUUAUUUACAUAAUUAAAUGCGUAAUUAUUUACAUAAUUAAAAUAUUUACAAGCGUUUUCUUGCUUACAGUGUUACCAUUGAACUAGACAAUAUAUUUGUACCAUAGGUUUUACCAUAAUUAUGAAAUACUGUGCCUAACAUACCAUGCAAUGGAAUGAAUCACUUGACUUCAUAAAAUUUUCUAAUAAUAAUUUUCAUAGAUCUACCUGUUAGUGUUACGUGGUUUUUUUAAGCAACAAUAUUGGCCAGUACAAAAUGGAGAACAACAAAAACAGUAUGGGGAAGCCUAUUCUACUAUAGGUGUCGAUUACUUGCGACCGCGUUUUGUGCACUCUUAUCAUUUGACACUCUGAAUCCAACCAUGUAGAUUGUAGCAGAUGUCUGCUACCAACCUUUUUCUUUUUCAUUUUUGGAAUGUACGGCGAAUCGUAGUCCCAAAUGCUUUGGUAUUUAUCCAUGGUGACCAGCCGCUAAAAAAUGACGCAUAAACAUGUUCAAUCAGAAUUAGUAAUACA